AUGGCCGAAUCAUGGAACAGCAUUCGUCAGAGGAUUCAAGAGUACUGUGCCGGACUAUCAUUGAUUUCGAACGGAUACUUACUAGUACUCAUCAAGUACAAAUCUCCGCCACAACUUGGUUAUUAUAAAUAUUUGAUGAUGUACAUUGCGAUAUUUGAAAUCCUCUAUUCAGCGGUAGAUUAUUUCGCAAAACCUAUCAUUUUAUCAUAUAAAUCAAUUUAUAUCGUGUUUAUCGAUGUCAAGAAUUCAAUAUUUUGUCGAGAUUUCAAUGUAUUUCUAAAUGAUUUUUUUUGUGGAUUGUUUGGAUUCUCAAUGGCCAUAUUUGGCAUAAACUUUAUUUAUCGAUAUGCAGUGACAAAUAGCGUAAUCUUCAAAAAAUACUUCAGCAAUCGUUUCAUAUGUGGUUGGUUUUCGAUUCCGGUGUUUUAUUGCCUUUUAUGGAUGCUAACUACGCAUUCGACUUUGGGACCAUGGGAUCAAUUCACCGAAUUUAUUAGAGAGCCCGUUCAUCAAAAGUUCAAAAUCAAUGUCGAUGACAUUGUCUACAUUGGCGCAUAUUAUUUUCCGCUAGAUGAAAAUGGAAACCAAUAUCUCAAUUAUUAUACCCUAUUUGGAAUGUUGAUACUAACAUUGAUGACGACGAGCUCAAUGUUCUGUGUUUUCUGGUUUGGCCAAAAAUGCUACUGUCAAAUCCACGAGCUUGCACAUGUUGUGAACUCGAAGACGACGAAACGUCUGCAGAGGCAGCUAUUGAAUGCUCUAGUUGUGCAAACCCUAAUUCCUGUUGUCCUUAUGUACAUACCGAUCACAUUCCUCUUCUCUGCCCCAUACUUUGAACAGAGUUUCGAGUUCGGCUCGUGCUGCAUCAACAUUACAGUCGCCGUUUAUCCCGCUAUCGACGCAUUCCCCACAUUGUUCAUCAUAGCAAAAUAUCGGAAUGUGACUCUAAGCUUCUUCAAAAAUGUGCGCAAAUCGUUUGCCACGAAGUUUUUGAGCCUUCAACUGAGCAAUAUAGCCAGUUCUGGAAAUCAAAUUUAA
Molecule: messenger RNA, 1038 nt
Organism: Caenorhabditis bovis
Lineage: Eukaryota; Metazoa; Nematoda; Chromadorea; Rhabditida; Rhabditidae
Source: the annotation of a GenBank genome assembly